UAUUCAGCGCUCGCUCUACAACCGGAGUGAACGGGUCCCCCUCUUUUCUCGUCAGCAUAACGGAUUUAAUCGGCUCUCAGUCAGACGCCGCGUUUCGUUUCUGUCCGCGACCCCCAGCGCCCAGUUGGUUUCGGUUGGGGAGGCUACCGAGACCGAACGUGCCCUAACCAUGGUGCACAACUAGUUUAGUUUGGAGCUUCGUUGUCGGACGAAGAGUCCGCGACUCACUUUUCUUCCAUCGAAAGAGGCGAGCUUGUAGUUUUCUUUUUUUUCUUUCUUUUUUUUGUAAGGGGUCUGCGUCUUCUGGUUUGUAACAAACGGCCAUCCCCGUUUUACGGUGCCCCAGUCCUCCGCCUGAAAACGACUCUUCUUUCCCCCCGGCUGGAUUACAACCUCUUCCCCGUCAGUGCACAAUGAAUUCGGAUAUAAACAUGUACCUUGGCCGGGAGAAAGCGGGUCUGAUGCGCAAAAGAGCUCUGCUGCUGAGGAAAGGCUGCAGUUUCGAAAUAACAAGCUCUGCGUCAGAGGACCUCGGCUGCAGGAGAGGGGAGUUCAGCCGGAAACACUACGGAUCCGUGGAGCUGCUGAUCUCCAGUGAUGCAGAUGGAGCCAUUCAGAGAGCAGGACGCUUCCGGGUGGAGAACGGCUCAUCUGAUGAAGCUACGGACUACACCCCGGGAACCUGGAGAAGGACCGACGUCCAUCUGGAGAAUCCGGAAUACCACACCAGAUGGUUCUUCAAGUACUUCCUGGGAAAAGUGCACCAGAACUACGUGGGGAUGGACGCAGAGAAGAACCCUUUCUUCCUGUCCGUGGUUCUGUCGGACCAGAACAACCAGCGCGUUCCACAAUACCGGGCCAUCCUCUGGCGCAAGACGGGUACUCUGAAGAUAAGCCUACCUUACAGUCCCACCAAAACACUAUCAGUCAAAUCCAUCUUAAGUGCCAUGAACCUUGAUCGAUUUGAAAAAGGCCCCAGAGAGAUCCUCAACCCGGACAUUCAGAAGGAUCUGUUGGUGUUGGAAGAGCAGGAGGGGUCAGUGAAUUUCAAAUUCGGCGUUCUCUUUGCCAAAGAUGGCCAGCUGACGGAUGAUGAGAUGUUCAGCAAUGAGACGGGUAGCGAGGGCUUCGAGAAGUUCCUCAACCUCCUGGGAGACACCAUCUGCCUCCAGGGCUGGGCUGGGUACAGGGGAGGCCUGGACACCAAGAAUGACACUACGGGCAUGAACUCCAUCUACACGGUGUACCAGGGCCACGAGCUCAUGUUCCACGUCUCCACCAUGCUCCCAUACUCCAAGGAGAACAAGCAGCAGGUGGAGCGGAAAAGACACAUCGGGAACGACAUCGUCACCAUAGUAUUCCAGGAGGGAGAUGAUGCCACUCCAUCAUUCAAGCCCUCCAUGAUCCGAUCCCAUUUCACACAUAUAUUUGCCUUAGUCCGAUAUAAUAGCCAGAAUGACAGCUACAGGUUGAAGAUUUUCUCGGAGGAGAGUGUGCCUCUGUUUGGACCUCCCCUCCCCUCACCACCAGUGUUUACAGACCACCAGGAAUUCAGGGACUUUUUGUUAGUCAAACUGAUAAACGGAGAGAAAGCCACAUUGGAGACGCCCACCUUUGCCCAGAAGCGUCAGCGUACUCUAGACAUGCUCAUACGCUCCCUCUACCAGGACCUCAUGCCAGACCUGCACAAGGUUCCCUUCUCUCCCCAGAACAUGCUGAAUCGCCGCUCUUUCAGUGACGUUCUGCCCGAGUCGCCCAAAUCAGCGCGCAAGAAAGAGGAGGCCAGACAGGCUGAGUUUGUACGGGUGGGCCAGGCCCUGAAGCUGAAGACUAUUGUGCGUGGAGACGCUCCCACCAGCCUUGUUACUACAGGACUCUGCAGGAAAGAGCCAUGGGAGUCGCAGUCCUACUGCAGUAGUUUCCCCUAUGAGAUCGUCUGUGGAGACUCGUGGGGUCAAUCAUUAAUGGUUGCCACUGACAACGCUGGUGUCAUGUUACUGGAAGCUCCGGAUCCUCUGUUCUCCAAUAGCGAUUCGCCAGUGCUGCCGCCGGUGCAUGUGUUUGACAAGAGCAUGAGCGUCAAACAGAUCCACGUGCUGGAGCCCCAGGACCUGCUGAUCAUCCGCGCCGACAAAGGUGUGUGGAAGGAUGCGCGUCUGUACGUGUUCAGACUGAGCGUGCUCAGACGAGGCCUUGAGGAGAGACAGCUGGUCCGAGGGAAGUGCGACUGCCGAGAGAACAAGCUGGAGAAAACCAAAGGCUGCCACCUCUACUCCAUCAACACUCACCACGGAGCGGAGCUGCGCAUCAUCGCUGCCAUCCGGAACAAGCUGCUGCUCAUCACCCGGAAGCAGGCCAGGCUCGGCCCGGACGUGCUGGCCGCCUUCGCCCCCGCAGGACACACACACGCCGCAGAGUCACCCGUGGAGGAGUUCCAGUACAUCAGGGAGAUCUGCCUGUGUGACUCUCCUGUUGUCAUGGCGUUGGUUGAUGGGCCGACAGGAGAAAAUGACAACAUGAUCUGCGUCGGGUACAAACAUCAGUUUGACCUGAUCAAUGAGAGCACAGGAGAUGCCUACCGACUCCACCACAUAGAGUCUAACAGAGUGAACUUCGUGGCAGCCAUAGAUGUGUAUGAGGAUGGGGAGGCUGGACUCCUGCUGUGUUAUAACAAUAUCUGCUCCUAUAAGAAGGUGUGUCCAUUCAACGGGGCCACGCCCAUGAUCCAACCCAGCGCUUCAGACUUUCACUUCAGCUGGAACCAGAUGCCCAACGCCAUAGUGUGUGCGUUCCCGUACAUCCUGGCCUUCACUAUCGACUCCAUCGAGAUCCGUCUGGUCGUCAACGGCAACCUGGUGUACACGGCAGUGGUCCCGGAGCUCCAGCUGACCGCAUCCAGGUCUGAUAUCUACUUUGUGUCGUCUGCGCCGGUGACGUCGGCGUCCAACUGCAGCUCCAGAGACACCAGCUCCCAGAGCUCCCCCCAGACCCCCACCGGAUACGAGAUGCCCGUCUUCCCCUCGCCCCUCGGAGAUGAUUGUAUUCGGAUUCCUUACGGCACCAAGCUGUCCCACUACAUGUCUAAGGACUCAGAAGGUGAAGCCCAGUCCAAACACAUCUAUAAGAUCCCUUUGAGUAACUUGGUGGGGCGGAGCAUUGAGAGGCCCCUCAAGUCCCCAUUGGUCAAUAAGGUGGUGACAGCGCCGGUCCCCAGUGUGAUAAACCCCGCCCCCCUCAUCCCGUCCACGCCUUCCCUCUCUCUGUCCCGCAUGGAGAUCAAGGAGAUCGCCAGUCGCACCCGCAAGGAGCUGCUGGGUUUAACAGAGGAGCCCAGCAGUAAGUCUGAGAGCAGCUCGGUGAAGCAGAGGAAGAUGAGCAGGAAACCAACUGAGGAAGAGCAGAAGAGAACAAGCAGCACUACUGUUGAGCGGGCGGAGCUUGGGGACGGCGAAUCAGACGUCCAGAUCCACUGCACCAGUGGCCCGGAGGCGGGCCCAGCAGAGGCCCCUCCCCUCACGCACCCCUUCGUCCUCGCCACGUCGUUCGAGGAGGACGUGCUCGACCUGAAGUGAUGACAAUCCCACAAUGCACCUCUCCCCCACCCAGCCACGCCCCCUUUCUGCUGUGUUGACGUUGUUUUGUUUGUUUGUUCAUUUGUUGUUGUUGUUACAUUCAAGUUCGGUUCCUCGCCGCUGUGGUAGCCGUUAUAGAGCUCAGAUCCUGGGGUGCAGGGGGUGGGUAUGAUGUCAAAAUGGUAGAAUCAAUAGGGUGGCGUGUGUGUGUGUGUGUGUGUGUUUUUGGCUGUGUGAAUGGGUGGAAGAAUGUGCUUCUGUGUAUGGGUGCAUGGGUGUGCAUUCUUAUGUUUUUAUCUGUGUGUCUCUGUACGUGUGUGUGUGUGUGUGUGUGUGUGUGUGUGUGUGUGUGUGUGUGUGUGUGUCUAUGGCUGUGUGAAUGGGUGGAAUAAUGUGCUUCUGUGUAUGGGUGCAUGGGUGUGCAUUCUUAUGUUUUUAUCUGUGUGUCUCUGUACGUGUGUGUGUGUGUGUGUGUGUGUCCGAUUGUUGUGUUUAAGCAAGCGGGCGCUGAUCUGUGAAGUCUAGCACCCUUUGUAGCCCUCCUGAGCAAGCUUUGGUCCCAGUUCCCAGACCAAGCAGAGUCAGACUCAAAAUGAGGAUUAAGACUAAAACCAAAUCCAGACUACGGAUUUGUGAAAGUCUGAAGAGGAGGUCAUUUAGCUGUUACUCUUAUCUAGAACAACUCUCAGAGUACUAUGUAACAGAUUAAUCAUAAGACUCUCUGUUAGAACUCACAGAGUACUACAUAGGCUAACAGAUUAAUCUUGAGCCUCUCUGUUAGAACUCACAGAGUACUACAUAGGCUAACAGAUUCAUCUUGAGCCUCUCUGUUAGAACUCAGAGUACUACUGUACGUUACAGAUUAAUCUUAAACCUCUCUGUUUGAACUCACAGAGUACUACUUAACAGAGGAGUCUUGAACCACUCUGUUAGAACUCACAGAGUACUACAUAACAGGAGUCUUGAGCCUCUCUGUUAGAACUCACAGAGUGCUACAUAACAAAGGAGUCUUGAGCCUCUCUGUUAGAACUAAGGACUUGUGUCAGAAAUAGGAGUCCUCGUGUAGACUAAGUUUCAGGUCCUACGUUUAGGCCUACUUUUCUUUUUUCAGGACAAAGAGAAAUGAGACUGAGCACCUAAGAUGCGUCAGCUCAGAGUGCAUUAUCAGUAGCAGGACUAAGUGUCCAUGUUGGAGAGAGUCCUCCUAUCAGGCAUAAGGGGCUGAAGAAGACGGGUUGGGUCAUGUAGGUAAGCAGCCACUUAGGGCUCCAUAAUAAAAGCAUACGUUAUAGUAGUAUAGCUCAUAAACAAACAAACAAACAAACAAACAAAUAAAUAGAAUUAUAUGUUUAUGGUUUCCCUGAAACCAAACAUAAACAUUCUGAAUGUAAAUUGACGCACCCAAGGCACGACGAAUCAAACAAACAAAAAAAACGUUAUCCCCCCAGUGCCCCAUUUUGGUUGUAUUUUUUUUUUACAUAUAUUUUCUCUUUUUUUAAAAUAUGAAUAUAAAUACAUAUAUUUGUUGUAUAUUAUGUGAUACCUUCUGGUGCAAGUGAGAAUAAAAUGUAAUAUAUGCAUAUUGGGUUGUGAGCAUCUGAAUAUGUGGGUGCACACGUGUGGACAGACUCAUAUAUAUCUUUAUAGAUCGUAUUUAUAUAGGAUAUUACACAUAUAAAACACACACAUAUUAUAUAUAUAUAUAUAUAUAUAUACAGUAUAUAUAUAUAUAUAUAGAACCUAUAUAUCUGUAAAUGUAUGAUGUUUCUAUGCUAUCCAUGUCUCACUGUUUUUAACACUAUCCUGUCAGUCUUUCUCAUGUUUCUCUCUUUCUCUCUCUCUCUCCCCCCCUCUUAAUCACUCCUUUUGUCAUCUUUCCAUCACUUUUUCUCUGAUGUGUACUUCUAUAUCGGUGCGUGGUGUCUGGAAGUAAAGGGGUAGAGUCCUCUCAAGUGCCGCUUUCUUAUAGCCUGCCGUCAACCCAGCUCCCAUUUGCUACCAGUCAGUCAGUUGUGAUUAAAAACUCAGAAAUGUAUUUAUCAACAGGAAAAAAAAAAAAAAGAAUAAAGCUGAUCAUAGUGGAGAUCAUUUUACAGCAGUUAAUGAAAUAAUAACACCUCUCGUCAUCAUGAUUGAUGUCCAGGUCAGUGUAAUAGCUACUCUAGACACAAGUUACAGGCGCCUCUACCAGGCCGUAUGGGAGAUGUGAUAUGUGAUAUGUGAUACAUAACUCACAUGUUGCCCAACUCACAAGUCAAGACCACAAGGGCUUAUGAUAUACACUCAGACGCCUCUGCACCGCUGCAUGUUGAACGCAGCCAUUCGAGGCGGAGCUAGAUUUUUAGAACUACAGUAGGUAGAAUGUCAAUCUCUCACCUGAGAGACCUUAUAGCCAACACAGCUCAUUUGACCUUUUGAACUCCACACGGACAGAAAGUGUCUAGUCAGCCCUCUCAGGGAGAUUGGCUGGACCCACUUUUGUUGAAGUGUCCUUCGGUACUACUGCGUUCUCUCUGCGUAACUGAAUGAUAAGUAACGUUACAGUGCAUUUCUCAUAAUAAAGUAUGGUAUUUUCAGGAUUGCACUAAUUGUUUUGAGGAAUGCACUAACUGUUGUGCAAAUGUGCAUUAUGAAAUGCAUUAAAGCAACUGAGAAAGAUUUGCGUUUUUUUGGUUUCGUGUUACGGUUUGGAAACAUGAGAAGUGCACGUGAUUACUUAUGACUUAUUUAUGUAGAUGCUAACGAGGAUACUGGAUGUGAAGUGGCAGCCACAGGCCUUUUAAAGAUCUUUUUUGUUAGGAAAGCGUGCCAGGUCAAGAAGAAACAGACCCCAAUUGUCUGUUCAGCCUUAGCCAUACUUUUUUCUAGCGAUUAAAACAAAAACAAACAACCGUUCAGAACAAACUGUCUGGAUGUUGGACAGCCUCCCAGGUUGUUUGGCUAUCUUGGUUCUGUCUGCUGAAAGGUUAGCAUGCUAGAAGCAGUGGACAGGUUAAGAGGCUUCCUCGUCUCUGUGGCUUUUGGCACCGUAUCGCCCUCUUGUGGCCAAGCUGCAGGACUAUUCUUUCACCUCAUUCACUACUCCUGCCUUUUCUGUCUUUCUCUCUGUCUCUCUUUCUCUCUCUCACACACACACACACACACACACACUUUCAUUCUCUUUGUUCAUUAUUAGAGUUCCACGUCUCUUUGUACAAAAUCUUUGAACACUAGUAGCAGUCCGAAUAAAAAGGGAUGGGAUUUAAAAAGGAAAAAAAAAAUAUGGGAAUAUUUUUGCAGAUGAACUGUUCUUGUUAUUUAUUCGCUAUGUCCCGAAGUGAAGCAGAAGACUGUUGGUCACAGAGUUAGCUAAUCUUCUUUUCUCUCUCUCUCUCUUUCUCUCUUUGUCUCUCUCCCUCUCUCUCUUCGGUUGGUUUUCCUCUUUGUUCAACUGUUCUCCCUCCUCUGUUUAACCCCUCGCUUUCCCCAGCUCUCCUCGGCGUUUAGCAGUGGUUUUGUAUGUGAGUCAGUAAGUACUGUUAGACUGUCUCUGAGCCUCUGUGAUAUCAAAAUGAAAGAGAAAAAAAUUAAAAAUAAAAAAACACACACUUAUAAAAAAAACACCAAGUGUCUUAAAAUAUUGUAUCGCCAUUGUUUUUAAUGCCAAGUACUACAGUACUACUUGUAAAUGUUUGUGUUUCAAAAUGUGGCCUCAAACAAAAACUGAUAUAUCAUUCUGAUUAUUAUUUGAACAUUUAUUUUGUUAAGUGCUGUUGACCACUGCUGUGAAAGUAGUUCAUUUUUGUUGAUUGUUAUGGAAUAAAUAUUUAUGAAAUUU
Molecule: messenger RNA, 7389 nt
Organism: Sardina pilchardus (European sardine)
Lineage: Eukaryota; Metazoa; Chordata; Actinopteri; Clupeiformes; Clupeidae
Gene: garnl3
Product: GTPase activating Rap/RanGAP domain like 3
Exons: 31
Coding region: 414-3572 (1052 amino acids)
Biological process (GO): regulation of small GTPase mediated signal transduction; activation of GTPase activity
Cellular component (GO): cytoplasm
Molecular function (GO): GTPase activator activity
Source: RefSeq, a predicted model, not a curated record